Messenger RNA from Durusdinium trenchii, 1173 nucleotides. The record is from the annotation of a GenBank genome assembly. Lineage: Eukaryota; Dinophyceae; Suessiales; Symbiodiniaceae.
AUGUUUGACUUGACCCUGGUAGACUGCUGGGCCAACCUUUACCGUUCGCUUGACGAUGUGAAAUCUUGGCACCACGACAACUACCAAGACUGGACGCCAAGGCCGACGGCGACAAUUGGAAUCAGCUUGGGAGCCACUCGUGCUCUCGCCUUCCAGAACGCGAAGACGAAGAGUGAGCAUUACGUGUGGCAAGAAAAUGGCGACGUGUUCGCGUUUGAUGAGCCGUUCAACAAUUUCUUCAAGCAUGCGGUUCCCGCAGCACCAGCUGGGCUUAGUGAAGCUUGGUUACUAACUAGACUUGCCUCAUCAACCAUCAAUCUGGGAAAACACGCCCGACUUAGGAAACAGCCUGGCAUGAGGGAGUGCAUUCCUUUGGAAGUGUCUUGGUCUACAUGGGAUACCUGCGGCUUUGGAAGCCUUUCCAGGCAAGACAGGCGGGGGGGUUUUCUGCGACAGACUAAAGCACAACAAUCUUGGUACAAAGCUGCCAAGUGGACAGAUGCCAGGAGCUUGUCAGAGCUUGAGGACUACAUUUACAAGCCGCUGGCCAAAGUGGUCUUGCAUGAGGGAUGCCAGUCAGGAGUAUCGUUCUACUCGCUACCGAAACGAACUGUGGUCGAUAGUGGAGUGCCACCAGCUCCAGCUCCACCACCAAGUAAACUGGAGCAACGUCCUGCAAGAGAGGACCCAGAACUGCUAUUGGCACGGCGGGCACUAACACUGCAGGGAGCACAACAAGUACUGGCGAUCCUCCGCGGAAAAAAGCUGAUUGAAAACCGUGCCUGGAGGAUCCCAGUGGGGUGGUAUGCAAUACAUGCCGGUGCACAGCAGAUCAACGAAGAGCGUGCUGAAAGGAUCAGAGCAGUUUGGCCCACGGCGCCUGCAGAGGAGACACUUCCUCACAGCGCAAUCCUGGGGCUGUUCUAUGUGCAGAGUCACACCACGCCACAGGCUUGCCCUUCAUAUGUGUGGGCGCGUGGGCCGAUAUGCCAUGUGAUUUCAAAAGCAGUCGAGCUACUCCGUCCUGUCCACUGUCGAGGUGGUAAAGGACUUUGGGAUCUUGAGGCUGGGACAUGCCUAAUAACAGGACGUGCAAAGGAAUGCAGGCCAGGUUCCCAAGACAAUCGAAUGGAUGACAUCCUUUAUUAUUGGGUUUGGGUGAAUAUGUGCUAA